GAUCAACACUUGAUCACAACUCUAAACACGCACCAUUUGGCUCGGUUCGUUCCAUAGGCCGCGCAUGUGUUUCGUCGUAGUAGUAGAUGUGAGGUCAUUGUGAACCGGUUGGUUGUUGGUGUGUGGAGUCUGCAGUUGUGCACCAAUGGUGGAUACACUUUGUUCUUGGGCGAAAUUCGGUCGUUUCUCGUGAGUCAACUCUAGCAGUUGCCCUUAGAAUUUGAGGUACCGUGGUGCAUCUCUCUCUCUCUCUCUCUCUCUCUCUCUCUCUCUCUCUCUCUCUCUCUCUCUCUCUCUCUCUCUCUCUCUCUCUCUGGGGUCUUAUCCCGCGAUUACAGACUCUCAGACCUUGACGAUGGAGAACAAUCAGGAUCUCACGUUAAAUUACGAAGCGAAUGGCAAGGACUCCUCCAACGCUGUACAUGAUCAAGACUGUAUAUUUUUGACCAAGGCUGUCGAGGAAGCGUACGCCGCCGUUAGCUGUGGCGACGGUGGACCUUUUGGUGCUGUAGUUGUAAAGGAUGGAGAGAUCGUCGUUCAAUGUCAUAAUAUGGUGCUGAGAAACACCGAUCCCACCGCCCACGCUGAAGUUACAGCCGUACGAAUGGCCUGCAAGAAACUUGGACGACGUGACCUUUCCGACUGCGAGAUAUAUGCUUCAUGCGAGCCAUGCCCUAUGUGUUUUGGAGCUAUUCAUGUGUCAAAAAUUAAGCGUUUAGUUUAUGGAACUGAGGCGGAGGCAGCUGUAGCGGUAGGCUUUGAUGAUUUCAUAGCUGAUGCUAUUCGAGGCACUGCGAAGUUUCAAAAAGUCCAUCUCGAAAUUAAGAAGGCUGAUGGCGGGGUUGCAGAGGCCGCACGGGGCGUUUUCCAAAAGACCAAGUCCCAGUUCGCUAUGUACUAGAUCGGCACUGGCAGAUUAAGUUCCAGCAUGUGAGAUAAUUCUUUUAUUGAUACUUUUUGUGUGAACAGACUCAAUAAUUCAUCACUGUACAGAUUUGAUG
This is a messenger RNA of Marchantia polymorpha subsp. ruderalis, 1001 nucleotides long. Lineage: Eukaryota; Viridiplantae; Streptophyta; Marchantiopsida; Marchantiales; Marchantiaceae. The record is from the annotation of a GenBank genome assembly.